AAGUUCAUUUGCCUCUGGAAUUUUUAAAAGCCCAAAUGUCAAAUUCGUGUCGUCAUGGAAACCACGUUUUGUUUAUCAAUAUUCAAAAAGUGUGGUUUAGUCGAUAAAACGAGUUAAUUUCAAAGCACAAGCAGAAACCAUGACUGAGUCUCUGAAAACACAGUUUGAGGCGAACCCUCGUACGUUCCUUGAGCAACAUAUCACCGCUUUGCAAAGCGAGUCUAAGAUGACUCGAAAACAGGCCCUAGUUAAAAUGAAGGAAGAAAUAUUUGAGAACCCGGAGCACAAAGAUUGCGACUUGACUGUCGUGUUCCCAGAGGUGUACGCUUACGUCCUGAAGAGUUUCGCUGAUUCCUCUGAGGCUUGUCGGGAGACAGCAGCGGCAAUAAUCUCUAACUUCAUUAGCAAGCUCCCGCUGAACGAUUAUUAUUUAACGUACAUUUUACCAGUUCUCGUCCGUCGGGUUGGUUGCCCAGAGAUUGUAGAAGAAUCUGAAGAGAUUCGUUUAGUCUUAGUAGAGCUAGUUCACCAGAUAAUUAUCAAAUACAAUGUGACCCAUCUCCUUAGUCCGUUUAUCAAUGAUUUCACAAGCAUCUUAGCAAAGACCAGCACGGACCCUUAUCCGAAGGUGAAGCUGGAGGCCUGCAAGUGCAUCAUCCUGCUGUCGAGGACCCUAGCUCGGGAUUUCCACUUCCAGAGUGAAAGUUAUGUGAAACCGGUACUGUCUAACUUUGCUCAUCAACAUUAUAAAGUUCGGGUGGCAUCCAUUAGGGCUAUUGGAGCAACAGUGAUAGCAGGAAACGCAAAGUGCUUUGAGCUGUCCAUCACCCCAAUGGCCGAGAAGCUCUUUGAUGAGAACAGCCAAGUUCGCAUGGCAGUCACUGAGGAGGUCGGCAACUGGAUGCUGAACUACCGUGACCGGUACUCGUUCUGGCAUCGCAUGAUUCCUCUGCUGUUGACUAGCAUGAGUGAUGUAAUAGAAAACAUCAGAGAAACAGCCUCAAAACUCUGGACCGAUAUUGGCCUUCAAUACAUGGAGGAAAAUGAAGAGGAUCUCAAGAAAAGAACAGAUUUUCUCAAGGAUGUGCCCACCCACUACCCUGACGUGAAGAGACCCAAUCUCGGCUGCAGGCAGCUGGUGCAAAGUAAUAUUGGGAAGAUUGUGCCGGCUAUUGGGAGAGAAAUGGAAGGCUGGCAGGCAGACGCGCGUCUCCGCGUAGCUCAGCUGCUCUGCUGGCUGAUACUGUGCGCGGAAGAAGGGUCCACGCAACACGCCAACACCAUCGUGCGGACGCUGCACCGAGGCGCUAGUGACGAUGAUGACCGAGUUAUUCUAGAGAUAAAACGCGCCGCAGAGCUAUUCGGCUACUUCAUCAGCCCCGACACCUGGUGGCCCCUCUUGGAAGCGGAGAUGGACUCGUGGGGAGCUCUCAUCGUCCUGGCGAAUAUCAUCAAAGGCUCGCAAAAGGACCAGGUGCUGCCGAAACUGAAGGACAUAUUCAAGGAGCUGGCUGAUCCGGACAGGUGUAGGGUUAGAAAGGAAAAAUACCAAAAAGGUUUGCUGUACGUGUCGGAAGCGGUGCUGGACCUUUGCGGCGAGGACUGCCAAAGAGUAGCCGAAGAGUUGUUCACCGUCAACUUCACCGUCUACGCUAUGCCUGUGGACGAUAAGGCUCAGUUCAUGGCUUUAUCGAACCUGGACAAGCUCCGUUUUGCAGAGAAUUGCGGGCGUACUCUCACCACACUUUACGAGAAGCAUAUUCGCCACAUACUGGCCGCUAUCACCUCUGAUGCCUUGACUUGGACGCUGCUCACUCCAGAUAGGUGCCUUCUAGAAUGUAUUCUGAUGAAUACUGGUUCAGCCAUGUCGUCCAACCUUCACCUCAUAGCGCCGCUCCUGAAGGAAUGCCUGGCCACCCCCAAAGUGGACCCCGAGGUGAAACUGAAGAUGUUCACGGCGCUGUCCACCGCGCUGCUGCGCCGGCAGGACAACUUCAGCAAGUGCAGUGGGGAUAUACUGGAGGCUUUCUUGAAAAUUAUCAUUGAAGAGGUGAUUCUGGCGAAUUUGGUGUGGGAGCCAGGGCGCACUGCAGAAGCUAUCCGCACGGCCGCCAUAGCCUGUUUGUGUUCAGCGUUGCAAGAGAACCCUCGCAACGAGCUCGAGACCGAAAGCGGAGCUGAUGGCGAUAAGCAAGACAAGGACAAAGAAGUGAACCUAUUCCCGACCAAAGAAUCCCUGGAGCCAUUCCUAGAGCAAAUAGUCCCGCUCGUCAACGGCCUACUGGAUGACAAUUCUGCAUUGACCAGACAACAUACUCUUCGAGCUACCUGCUGUCUGGCCACGUUGGCUACGCGUCGCGGCUGCUUUACUGCUGAGAUAUUACACAAGCUAUACUUUGGAGUGCUGAAGCGUCUCGACGACAGCAACGACAAAGUCCGCUCCUUCGCCGUACAAACCCUCACCACUCUGUUCAAGAACCGUCCCGUCCCGUACGACACCAUACUUUACAACGCACACAUAGACGCCACCUACAGCGCUAUGCUUAUACACCUGGACGACACUAGUGAGGAGUUCCGCAAGGAGAUGCUGGAUGCCCUCAUUACACUAAGUACCAUCGACCCACCGCUCCUCAUGAAAAAAGUGAAAGCUAAUAUUCAGCUGUACCGAAAUAAGGCCGCCUAUGAACGACUGUCUAGCCAUAUCGAGAAGAUAUUGAAGUCUUAGUUUAAUUUACAUUUUAAGUUUUACCGUUAAUUUCCAUGUAGGCAUGAUCCUACAAGAAAUGAGACCUAAGGAAACCCGCUACAGGAUUCAAUUACCUAGUAAUAGUUUGUUUUAGUCUGUUAUUUUGACUAUACAAAAUACUAAAUUAUUUGAAUGCAUUAUUUUAUGAAAUUGAGCAAUAUUAAUUUGCGCUAUUAU
Molecule: messenger RNA, 2923 nt
Organism: Leguminivora glycinivorella
Lineage: Eukaryota; Metazoa; Arthropoda; Insecta; Lepidoptera; Tortricidae
Gene: Dnaaf5
Product: dynein axonemal assembly factor 5
Exons: 12
Coding region: 140-2725 (861 amino acids)
Biological process (GO): outer dynein arm assembly; cilium movement; inner dynein arm assembly
Cellular component (GO): cytoplasm
Molecular function (GO): dynein intermediate chain binding
Source: RefSeq, a predicted model, not a curated record